Messenger RNA from Hyla sarda, 7589 nucleotides. RefSeq names its product multiple PDZ domain crumbs cell polarity complex component (gene MPDZ). The record is from RefSeq and is a predicted model, not a curated record. The coding region runs from base 407 to 6958 and encodes 2183 amino acids. Lineage: Eukaryota; Metazoa; Chordata; Amphibia; Anura; Hylidae. The transcript has 52 exons. Gene Ontology annotation, molecular function: protein binding.
UUCACAGACCACCGUUUCCCCAGGAUCUCGCCGCUCUAGCCGGCCGGCCCAUACUGCCCAUGACGUCAGAGCGCGGCUAGCGGGGUGACGUCACGGAGCGUGGACUGCAAGCGGCCCUCCACAUACUGGACCGCGUCCAAGAUCCCACGGCUCCGAGGAGUGAUGCGGUGACGGUGACGGUGACGGUGACGGUGACCGGCGGCGGAGCGGAGACCGGAGCGCAGGCAUCAACAGACAGUUUUUUGACGGAGGUAAAAAAAAAGUUCUUGAGGGCCUAAUCACACUACAGAAUAUCCGCCUGAAGAAAUUCCAAGCGGACCAGGUGGUGCCUGGUUUAGGACCACUUGAAAAUGCGCCAUCUCCAUUAAUGACAAUGCAUUUCUGAAGGAAACCUCAUUUGAAAACCAUGUUGGAAACUAUUGAUACUCAUCGUGCCUUGCAGGCAGUAGAGCGCCUGACAACAAAAGUGCGAGAUCGUGGGGAUAUAGCAAACGAAGAAAAGUUAUGUUUGUUAAAGUCUGUCCUACAAAGUCCUCUCUUUAACCAGAUUUUAAGCUUACAAUCUUCAAUUCACCACAUCCGAGAACAGGUGAAUGCAACACCAACUGGAUCCUCAAUAACUGAGUUUGCACAAAUUUCUCCAUAUGGAUCAAGCUCCCUUUCAACACAGACUGAGCCCUACCCAUUGGCUCAACAGAAUGGUAGUCAGUGUAGCUACGAAGAAGCUUUUGUACAGUCCUCAUUUUCCCAGCUCAAUGGCAAACCAGCAAAUGAGGAUUUUGACCAAAUUAUCACACGGAUGGCUCAAGGCCGUCAGAUUGAAACACUGGACAUGGUUAAACCAGCAAGUGGUAGCCUUGGUUUUAGCGUUGUUGGCUUGAAGAGUGAAAACAGGGGAGAACUUGGGAUAUUUGUUCAGGAAAUCCAGGAAGGAAGUGUUGCUAAUAGGGAUGGAAGGUUGCAGGAGGUUGAUCAGAUUCUCUCCAUUAAUGGUCAGCCUCUUGAUCAGACCAUUACACAUCACCAAGCCAUUAACCUACUGCAGAGGGCAAAGGAGUAUGUGCAGCUUGUGGUUGCAAGAGGACCCUUACCACAGUUAGCUAGUCCGAUGGUAUCCCGCACACCUUCUGAUGCCAGCACGGUGUCUGCACUUUCAAGCCCUAUGCACUGGCAGCAUGUGGAGACUAUUGAACUGGUUAAUGACGGCUCAGGUUUGGGCUUUGGAAUUGUUGGAGGAAAAUCAACUGGCGUUAUUGUCAAAACAAUUCUACCAGGCGGAGUUGCAGAUCAGCAUGGCAGGCUGUGCAGUGGAGACCACAUAUUAAAAAUAGGAGACACGGAUCUUGCUGGAAUGGGCAGUGAACAAGUUGCCCAGGUUUUGAGGCAGUGUGGAAAUCGGGUAAAGCUGGUUGUUGCCAGAGGCCCAGUGGGGGAUCCAACCACAGUAGUCUCUACAGGGAUUCACAUGCCUCCAUUGAUACCUGCUGCACCGGAACCACAGGCUAAUGUUGGAGUCAAAAGGGAUAUAAGUGGUGACACUUUUGACGUCCAACUAUCAAAGAAUGCUCAGGGCUUGGGAAUAACCAUUGCUGGUUAUGUUGGCGAUAAAAAUGCAGAACCCUCUGGUAUUUUUGUGAAAAGCAUUACAAAAGGAAGUGCUGUUGAGCAGGAUGGAAGAAUUCAUGUUGGUGAUCAGAUCAUUGCUGUUGAUGGAACCAAUCUCCAGGGUUACACUAACCAACAAGCUGUAGAAGUUUUGCGUCACACAGGGCAGACUGUCCAUCUGACAUUAGUUAGGAGGGGUCAAAAGCAAGAUGUCAUCACUCAUCAGUCUGAAGAAUGUGUCAGCGCAAGUGUCCAAACUGUGCCAUCAGAGAACGUUGAGGAGGACCAAGAAAGUACUAAGAAAACUCAACCGCUGUCAUCAGUGAUCAGUAGCACUGUCAAACAGCCUGCAUCAAAAGGAAAAAGCGUACAAACAGAAGAGGAAAGUAUUUCGACCAUAAGUGACGAAGAUGCUCUCAGAAGCAAGUGGCAAAGAAUUAUGGGUGAUAAUUAUGAUAUUGUGGUUGCCCAAGUUAACAAGUUCAGUGAAAGCAGUGGAUUGGGCAUAAGCCUGGAAGCUUCUGGUGGUCAUCAUUUCCUGAGGUCCAUAUUACCAGAAGGGGCUGUUGGGCGCAGUGGAAAACUGUUCAGUGGGGAUGAAUUGCUGGAAGUAAAUGAAAUAACUCUCCUGGGCCAAAGUCAUAAAGAUGUGGUAAAUAUCUUAAAAGAACUGCCCAUCAAUGUCUCUAUGGUGUGUUGUCGCCCAAAACAACAGGACUCCAGCCCUCUCAUUGCCGAAGAACAAUGUAUUUCUGAACAGGACAUCCAUCUCAUUGAUAAGGAGGAUGAGCUUUCCAACACUCAGUUACCCAAACUAUGGAAAAUACAAGAUGAGGAUCCUUUAAUUCCUAGUCUGAUGUCUGGUAAAGAAUCCCAGCUUCAUAUUGACUUUGGUGGUGCUGUUGGCUCCACAGAAACUGAUGACUUGAUCUUGCCAGAAGGUGACGAAAGUCCAAGCAUUGAAGAUACACAAGGAUCACCCUUGGCAAUGUGGGAGACUGAAAUUCAGAACAUUGAACUAGAGAAAGAAAGCCUAGGACUUGGCUUCAGUAUACUAGAUUAUCAGGAUCCCAUUGACCCAGCAAGCACAGUGAUCGUUAUCCGCUCCUUAGUUCCCGGAGGAGUUGCAGAGCAAGAUGGCAGACUUUUGCCUGGUGAUCGCCUGAUGUAUGUCAAUGACAUCAAUUUGGAACAUGCCAGCUUAGAGGAGGCUGUUCAGGCACUUAAAGGUGCCCCAGCAGGAACAGUAAACAUUGGAGUUGCCAAGCCUCUGCCACUGUCACCAGAAGAAGGCUAUAUAGCUGCUAAGGACUCUGCCUUCUACACUGCACACUCAUAUGAUGAGGAAGGGUCAAAUGAUGCACAUCUUUUCCAUGCUGAACUAGCUCUGGUGGAGACCAAUGAUACUGACCUGACAGGGGAAAGUAGUAUAGACUCUCACUUUCCUCCAGAUGAUGACGGCUCGCUUCAGGCUUCUAUGAUAGCUUUGCAUGGCAGUGUCUGUAAGGAUGAACUCCUUCAUGACUUCACUGAAUGCUCCUUGCAGGUGGAUGUCUCUAAGGAGGAUGACAGCUUUUACUCAGCCUCUGACGUCCAAACUGAAAGUCAAACUUACCAAAAGUCCAUUCCAACAUCUGAACUUUGGGCAACGUCAACAUCAGUUCUGGAUUUUAAAUUGCCUGCUAAGGAUUUAUAUAACCUUAAUCUUAGCCCAACAGAAGAUGCUAAAGAAACCGGAAUGAAUAGUGAUUCUUCUUGUGAGUUUAAGGUGCUUUCAGAAAAUGCUGGGCUUGACAAGCAGUUGGAAGGCACAUCAUCUGGUUCAUGGGUACAGUUCAAGACUCAUGGAACAGCAACCACUGCUGACCUUCCUGACCCACUUUUAAAGGCUGAUGGAUAUUCAUCUGGAAGACAAUGCAGUGAAGCAAGCGAAGAUUUUAACUCUAAAGCUUUAAUUAAAAGCAAAUUUGAACGAACAAUUACUGUGACCAGAGGAAACUGCAGCCUUGGUAUGACUGUAAGCGCUAAUAAAGAUGGCUCCGGUAUGAUUGUCCACAGUGUUAUAAACGGAGGCUCCAUAAGCCGUGAUGGUAGAAUUCAUAUUGGAGAUUGCAUAUUGGCCAUCAAUAAUGAGUCUACUGCUAACUUGACCAAUGCCCAAGCACGAGCUAUGCUGCGAAGACAUUCCUUACUUGGACCUGAUCUAAGAUCUUCUCCCGCACCUGCUGAUGAUCAGGCCCCAUUUUAUGUCAUUACAUAUGUUCCAAGGGAGAAUUUGGAAGAUCAUCGGGCGAGUAUGGGGCAGCUAAGUGAAGGAACUGUUCCACUAGAUCUCUUUACUACACAGAACAAUAGUGAUGCUCCAGAGUUGCCAGAGCGUGAAGAAGGGGAAGGGGAGGAAAGUGAACUGGAACAUGCUGCAUUCAGCAACUGGAAUAAUCCAAGAAGGGUAGAGCUUUGGCGAGAGCCUGGGAAAUCACUGGGGAUCAGCAUUGUUGGUGGCAGAGGCAUGGGGAGCCGGUUAAGCAAUGGCGAAGUCAUGAGAGGAAUCUUCAUCAAACAUAUUUUAGAGGACAGUCCUGCAGGGAAGAAUGGAACACUGAAAACCGGAGAUAGGAUUGUGGAGGUGGAUGGCAUUGAUCUCAGAGACGCCAGUCAUGAGCAGGCAGUGGAGGCCAUAAGAAAGGCUGGAAAUCCUGUUGUCUUUCUGGUGCAGAGUAUCAUCACCAGACCCAGGCCUGAAUCUUUGUAUUGCUCUUCGUCUGCCUCUGCUUUCAGGGGGCAGCCACAUACUAACCCCUUCUCUCACAGCACAUCAAAGAAGCAAAGCUUGCCUUUACAGAGCACCUUUGGUACUAAACCUCUCUUCAGAUGCACUAACCCAUUUGCAGACCCCUCUCAGUUCACCACUAACAAGGGCACAAUGAAUCCGGUUAGAAUUGCUUUCCGUUGUUCCCCAACUAACCCCUUUGCUCCCACGCCAUUUAAGGCUUCUAGUAAUUCCGAUUCGGACUCCGAAAAGAUAACCUUUUCCAAUCUAGUUGCUGCACCUGUGACCUCAAUGAGUUCUGACAGUGCUCUGCUAGACACUACUACGUUCAGUGGAGAUCCAGAAAAAGAGGACGAAUUUGGCUACAGUUGGCGAAAGAUAUCACAGCGCUAUGGAAACCUGCCAGGAGAGUUGCAUAUGAUAGAGUUGGAGAAAGGGAAGACUGGAUUGGGCCUGAGCCUUGCUGGAAACAAAGACCGAUCACGAAUGAGCGUCUUCAUCGUGGGGAUUGAUCCAAAUGGAGCAGCUGGCAAAGAUGGCCGGUUGCAGAUUGCCGAUGAGUUAUUAGAGAUUAAUGGACAAAUAUUAUAUGGAAGAAGUCAUCAGAAUGCCUCCUCAAUCAUCAAAUGUGCACCAUCUAAAGUCAAAAUAAUUUUUAUCAGGAAUAAAGACGCUGUAAGCCAAAUGGCGGUGUGCCCUGUGAAAACGACUGAGCUGUGCCCUUCCAACUCUUCUGCCUUUCCAAGUCAAGAGGCUGAUGAAAGUGUGGAGCCUCCAUUGAAUUUAAGCUCCUUUAAAAACGUCAUCCAUGUGAAUUUGCCAAAGGACCAAGGAGGCUUAGGCAUUGCUAUAAGUGAAGAGGAUACUGUUAAUGGAGUAGUUAUUAAAAGCUUAACAGACUACGGUGCAGCAGCAAAGGAUGGACAAAUAAAAGUGGGUGAUCGCAUCUUAGCAGUAGACGAUGAACCAGUGGUGGGUGACCCUAUUGAAAAGGUGGUUAGUCUUCUUAAGAAAUCAAAAACCACUGUGAAGUUGACAAUAAGUUCUGAUGAAAAAGAAUCCCAGCAAAACCAUGUUUUACCUCUAUUAUCUACAUUUACCUCCAGUGCGGAGAAGAAAAGCAGCCAGCAGGGUCCACCACAUAUAAGCCUUCCAGAGCCAGAACCUGCCCAUAGUUCUAGCCGGUCAUCAACCCCAGCUACUUUUCCUUCUGAUCCAACCACUUGUCCUAUUAUACCCGGAUGUGAAACAACAAUUGAAAUAUCUAAAGGGAGAACGGGUCUGGGACUCAGUAUUGUCGGUGGUGCAGACACAUUGCUUGGUGCCAUUAUAAUUCAUGAAGUGUAUGAAGAAGGAGCAGCUUCCAAAGAUGGCAGGUUGUGGGCUGGUGACCAAAUUUUAGAGGUCAAUUGUAUGGAUCUAAGAAAUGCUACACAUGAUGAAGCCAUAAAUGUACUGAGACAGACACCACAAAAAGUCCGCCUGACUGUAUACCGAGACGAGGCACAGUACAAGGAGGAAGAUAUGUAUGAUAUUGUAACUGUGGAGCUUCAGAAGAAACCAGGGAAAGGUCUUGGGUUAAGCAUCGUGGGGAAGAGGAAUGAUACAGGUGUAUUUGUCUCAGAUAUUGUGAAAGGUGGUAUAGCAGAAAUCGAUGGAAGGCUGAUGCAGGGUGAUCAAAUAUUAACAGUAAAUGGAGAGGAUGUUAGGAACGCUACCCAGGAAGCCGUGGCAGCACUCUUAAAGUGUUCCUUAGGUACAGUAAAACUGGAAGUUGGAAGAAUCAAAGCUGGACCAUUCCACUCUGAAAGACGGACUUCACAAGGCAGUCAAGUCAGUGACGGCAGCAGCAGUCUUACAUCAUUCAAUUUCCCACCAGCGGGUACUGCAGCAGUGGAGUCAGCUGAGAAUACCUCCAAAAAGAAUGACACUUCUGACAUCCAAGGACUGAGGACAGUUGACAUCAUAAAGGGCCCUUCAGAUUCACUAGGUAUCAGCAUUGCUGGAGGAGUUGGCAGCCCUCUGGGAGAUGUUCCAAUUUUUAUAGCCAUGAUGCAUGCAAAUGGAGUUGUAGCCCAAACACAGAAGCUAAGGGUUGGUGACAGGAUUGUUAGUAUUUGUGGCACUCCGACUGAAGGAAUGACUCACGCUCAGGCUGUCAGCGUCUUGAAGAAUGCCACAGGCACAAUCGAGCUGCAGGUCGUGGCUGGUGGAGACGUAAGUGUGGUUACUGGUCAACAACAGGAACAUGUGGGCACUGCAGUCAGCUUUUCUGGUAUUACUUCAAGCAAUAUUCUACAAGAUGAUUUGGGACCUCCUCAGUACAAGACAAUCAUUCUUGAAAGAGGACCAGAUGGACUUGGCUUCAGUAUUGUUGGGGGUUAUGGAAGUCCGCAUGGUGAUCUCCCCAUUUAUGUAAAGACUGUUUUUAGCAAGGGAGCGGCAUCAGAAGAUGGUCGUCUGAAUAGAGGGGACCAGAUCAUUGCUGUGAAUGGACAGAGUCUAGAAGGUGUGACUCAUGAGGAAGCAGUUGCUAUUCUGAAGAGGACAAAAGGAACAGUCACUCUUACAGUGCUGUCCUGACCCCGUGGCUUCUGUAGUACUAUAUUUAAGUGUCCAUUUGUGUGUCACCAGUACUUUCCCCUGUGAAAGUACAUAAAGCAGUAGGGCUCAUACUAUGUCAGCUGUGUGUUUAUCUAGCUGCUGUCCUUUAACACACUGAUUUACAUUGUAGAGAGGAAUGAAUAUGUUACAGCUUAUUCAGCUGACUUGUGUGCUCUUCUCCUGAAUGAUUCCUGUAGGCCAAGUUCCAAUAGCUCUUUCUGUAGCCACAAAGGAAGUAUUUUAAUAGUGUAAAUCUAUUACACUAAGCACAAUUGUGCGAGGAUCUUGGCAAAACAAGAGGUGAAGAAGAUGGAUUUCUUUUGAAAAACAAACAUUUUAUAGGUUACUUCUUUUUUUUAUUUUGUUUUUACUGUGCUUAUGUGUCUUUUGCAUCACCACUUUGCUGCUAUUUAGCCUAUGAACAAACGAAUGUUUUGUGUCUGUCUUUACUAGUACACUGGACAAAUUGAAAUUUAUUUUACCAUAGUUUAAUUUUAAAGUAUAACCUUUAUUAUUUUAUAUAGUUAUUGCACAAGUUUGAUUUGUUAUGGUAUAAGAUUGAAUUUUGGUGACUUAAAGGGGUACUCCACUGGAAAAAAUUUUUUUUUUU